Molecule: messenger RNA, 424 nt
Organism: Suillus subalutaceus
Lineage: Eukaryota; Fungi; Basidiomycota; Agaricomycetes; Boletales; Suillaceae
Exons: 1
Coding region: 196-390 (64 amino acids)
Source: RefSeq, a predicted model, not a curated record
CUUAUCUCCAAUCAUGAACGACAAAAACAUUUUAGCCUCCGCAGCUGCAUCCUGAUCCCCAAAAGUCAAUCCUGAGGUCGUCAACAGAUAUAUAUAUGCCAAUAUGGGCUCCCAUUUGUCAGGAUCGAAGUUGGAAGCCGCCCAAGUAUUCAAAUCUCGUCCUUCGACAACAAUAAUCGAUACCUACGCAGUACUAUGUCUUUUCUUCCAUCUGACCAGGAGAAACAUCAGCAGGUGAGCACAGUGCUCACAGACAAAGGUGUCAUCGACCUCCCAAAGUUCAAGCCUGUCACACGUUUGGACGACAUCUCAUAUUCCCGCGUUGGAGAUGCAUACAGGAUCACCUACGAGCCGAAUACUACGUACAUGUCAUACCUGUGCCAAUCGUGACAACAUAGCCUAGGAUCUAUCCGAGUCGUCGAGC